AUGACUCUCUGGAGCUCCUACCGCGGCCUCAGCCCCAAGACUCGGGCACUUUUCGGAAUUGGUGUGAUGGCUUGGGCAGGUAUCGGACUCUGGACUGAGUCAAAAGUCGAGAGCGCGCUCGGUAUGCAGCCCACAAAGGAAGAGCAGGAAGCGCUGGAUCGCCAGAUGGCGGUUCGUAUCUCGCGCGUUGGGGGAGACGAGUCGACGGAGAGCCAGGAGAAAUAA
Molecule: messenger RNA, 225 nt
Organism: Penicillium nucicola
Lineage: Eukaryota; Fungi; Ascomycota; Eurotiomycetes; Eurotiales; Aspergillaceae
Exons: 2
Coding region: 1-225 (74 amino acids)
Source: RefSeq, a predicted model, not a curated record